UCGGCCACCAUUGUUGGAUGUGAUCCUUGUGCAUAGUUUCAUUUGAUUUGCAUUUUUUCUCUAAGUUAAUAGUAAUAUUGUGAACGUAUUUCGCAAAAAAUAAGCGUGCAAAAGCUAAAGGCAUGAGAUAGGAGUGUAAAUACAUCAAAUCGAGUGUACAAUCAAAGAAUAAACGCAUUCAAAAUGUCACAAGAAGUGAGCUUCGGAUUCGUGAACACCAUACCGUACGAGAAAUAAAUGUGCUUUUAUGUGAAAUUAGUGUAAAAACCGCAGUGUACAGGUGCUAUAUUCUUAUGUUGUGGAUAAUCGUUAUCGCUAAUCGCGAGGACAACAACGUGUUUCUAUGAAAACACCUGAGAAGUUUCUGUACACGUCGUAAGGGAGUGUAGUUACGCGGGCGAAGCCUUCAUUUGCCGGUAUCAUUAUGGUGGAUUGAGUUAAUUGUUUGCGGUGGAAAAGAAGCUCGAACACGCGGAUCGGAGCGCCGAGCGGGUCGCACGCACGAUGUCCGGCGGGUCGCAGCACAACCCCAACGGGAGGCAAUCGCAGCUCGGCUCGGGAUGGAGUCCUUUGCAGUUGCAGGUGGCGAAUCUCCUGGCGCGAGUGCCGCAAGCGCACAUGGCGUCAGAUCGCGGCGUGACGUGGCACACCCCGACACCACCACCGCACUUGUACCACGUGCCCGCUCCGUCACCACCGGAUCCGUUGCAGCUUGGUACAAUAAUACCAAACUGUAUGCAGGUGAUGAAGGGCGCCGGCGACUCGGUGUUCCGGCACACGGCGACGCCGCCCGACCACUACCGACACACGCCGACCCCGCCCGACAACCACACCAUGAGACACACCCCGUCUCCCGGUGUGAAGUUCAUCGCGCCGAUUUCGGCAGACAUGUUCCCGCUACUACCCGGACGAGAUAAAGCCCCCCGCGACUCGGAGUUAUACCCGCGCGGCGGCGUCGACCUGAGCGUGCGCGGCGCCAACGGCUCCCCGGCGCCGCCCCCCGCGCCCGCCCCGGCCACGCCCACCGCCCCCGCGCUGUCCGUGAGAGAUGCGCCCACUAUCAACAGUCUGAUAGCUCGCGCGGCGCCGCACGGUCGCGCGGUGCACGCGCGCGUCGAUGCGCUGCUGGAGCGGCUGUCUGCGGCGCCGGCGUCCCCGCACUCCGUCAUAGUACACCCGCGAGUGCACACGCCCAGCCCGCCCAGCUCCAACGAGGACUCGGCCGACUCGUGCGGCGCGCCGCCCGGCUCGAAGCGGAAGCGGAAACCGGAGCGCACGAUACGCGUGCCGGUGCCGGCGCCGGAGCGCGCGCCUUCCCCGCCGCCGCCGCCCGCCGAGAAUGGCGACGCGCACGCCCCGCCUCCGCCCCACCCCGCGCACGCGCCGCCCUCCCCCUCGCCCCCGCCCCCGCGCCGCGCCCGCUCCGGCUCCGCGGAGACCAUCGACGACAUCGCCGCCAUGAUCGCCGGCACCGACCCCGCCCCCGUGCCCGCGCCGCCGCCGCCGCCCGAGCCCGACGCUCCCGCCACCGUCGACAAGCUCGAGAGCGUCCUCGCCAGCCCCGAGCCCGAGAAGUCGCCUAAGUCCCCGCCCAAGUCGCCCGAGAAGCCGAGCGCCGAGCCCCCGCCCACCGCCGCCGCGCCGCGCCGCCGGAGCGCCCGCACCUCCAACGAGUCCACCAACGUACCCGUGGAGUCCCCCUCCGAGGCGAAGCCCGCGGAGCCCGAGGCGGCGGCCCGGAGCGCGGACCCCGUCUCGGCGAGCUUGAUCGAGGUCGAGAAGCAGCUGGAGAGCAUGUUCGCGGGCAUCGACGAGCCCGGCGAGAAACCGCCCGCGGCCGAAGUCGAAGAGAAGAAGCAGACGGCGAAGGCGAGGAAGCGCAGAAAAUCUGCCCCCACCAAGGGCGAGAAGAAGGCGUCGAAGCGGACGAGCCGCGCCAGCACCGGCGACGAGAGGAGGAAGGUCGCGAGGAAGAAGGGCGCGGAGAAGAAGAAGAAGGACGGAUCCGUGAAGGACGCGUACGCGUACGACUCCGGCAGCAACGCCAGCUCGAGCCGGUCUAGAGGGCCGUAUAUACAAAUCGUGGGACCGCGGGAUUCCCCGGUAUCGGUCGCAGUAGUGAACGCUGCGGCGGGCGCGAACGAUGAGGCCCGGGGGGACGAGUGGCGGAACGGUCUCCGUGCUCGUGGCCUCCACGCGAGCACCCUAGGGCUCCGGUACGACGCGUCCACGCCUGACGCCUCCUGGCUGUGUGCGUUCUGUGAACGAGGACCACAUUACAGUGGACUGGGAGACCUAUUCGGCCCGUAUGCGCUAGAUACGGAGUGUGAUGAGUACAGGUCGAUGGACGAAGCAUCGAAGCGUCGCUUCGCGUCGUCGUCGGGUGGUGCGGAGGUGUGGUUUCACGAGGCGUGCGGCGUGUGGGCGCCGGGGCUGCUGGCGGCGGGCGCGCGUAUAUGGGGCCUCGCACCGGCGGUGUGCAACGCGCGAGCGGCCCGCUGCGGGACGUGCACACGCGCCGGCGCCGCAAUAUCGUGCGCGACGCGCGCCUGCCCCGCCGCCGCGCACUACCCCUGCGCGACCGCGUGGACGCUCCGCGACGACUUCCGUGCGCUGUGCCCGCGACACGCCGACUCGCAGUGAUGAGUGACUAGUGCGUGAAGUGUGACCGCGCGAUCCCGUUACCUGAUUCUGUGACGCUCAGCAGCGACCACUCUGUCGAAGCUCGGACGAGUUACCUGUGAUCGUGGACGUGACAGAGAUGCUUAGUGUUAAUAAUAUUACUCAUUAUGGUAUUAGUACGGAGAGUAUAUUGAAUGCUUUGAUUUGGUGUACUUAUUAAUUGAUAUUUAUAUAUUUUGGACCUAAGACACCGGUGUGCAUCUGAUGAUGGAAUCUCUAGGAAGGGGCUCUCGGAUGUAGGUAUCGUUAUGUAGUUUGUUGUAGCUAGACGAGCCGACUGUGUAUGUGACGGUAGAGUAUUGCGACAUACCUCAACCUCGGGAUUAGAAAACGCCCAUCACGUUGGGUGUUCUGA
Aricia agestis (brown argus) is the source of this 3037-nucleotide messenger RNA. RefSeq lists its product as uncharacterized. Gene Ontology annotation, biological process: regulation of transcription by RNA polymerase II. Lineage: Eukaryota; Metazoa; Arthropoda; Insecta; Lepidoptera; Lycaenidae. Bases 505 to 2643 code for a protein of 712 amino acids. Gene Ontology annotation, cellular component: nucleus. The record is from RefSeq and is a predicted model, not a curated record. The transcript is spliced from 9 exons.